This is a messenger RNA of Pelobates cultripes (western spadefoot toad), 11151 nucleotides long. NCBI's taxonomy places the organism in Eukaryota, Metazoa, Chordata, Amphibia, Anura, Pelobatidae. The record is from the annotation of a GenBank genome assembly.
UGUUACUGUGUGGCGGCUGCUGUGAAGCGCUGGGAGUUAGAGAGGCCGAGCUGAAGGUGUGAGCUCCCCCCCGGGCGGAGGUGGUUCGCUCCUUUUCCGCCAGCCGCCGGUUCCAUGCACAUGGCCUGUUAGAGCGCCCGAGCCUCGAGCUGCACUCCGUGUCGGGCUGUGAGCAGAGCUGGCUACUCCAACCUCGGACCGUGCCCCCAGGAUCACACGCACACCCACCCACAGCAGCCUAGAGGCGGCCGGAGCCGAGCCCGGGCAUGCAGGACACCGACAACAUGGUGGCCGACGGCGAGCUGGAGCUGGACGAGGAGGCCACAGAGGAGGACAUCUCCUUCAGCGACCCGGAGGACUUCGUGGAUGAUGUGGAUGAUGAGGGUGAGCGUGGGGGAGCAGGGCUGAGGGGACAGGGGGGGAAUGGGUACCGGAUAAGGGGGGGCUUGGACUAUAACUCCCAUCAUGCUGGAGGAUAAUGGGGAUUGAAGUCCUGCUGUUCGGAGUUGGGAGAAUGGGUACCGGAAAAGGGGGGUCUUGGACUAUAACUCCCAUCAUGCUGGAGGAUAAUAGGGGUUGGAGUCCUGCUGGGGGUAAUGGGAGUUAUAGUCCAAGACCCCCUUUUUCGGUGCCCAUUACCCUGGAGGAUAAUGGGGAUUGGAGUCCUAUUGGGGGAAGUUGAGGUAAUGGGUACCGAAAGGGGGGGGGGGAUCUUGGACUAUAACUCCCAUCAUACUGGGGAUUGGAGUUCUGCUGAGAGCCAUUCCCAGCUCUGGGCUCAUGUUAGGCCUCUGAUGGCUAGUUGGAGUUUAUUGGAUUAACUCUCAUCACGCUUUUUAAAAAUGUGUAUUUUCUAUUAAUGGGCGUUGUAGCCCUGUAGGAGAUGGUUGGGGCCCUCUCUGGGCCCCUGGGAAACAUGAGGCCUCUAAUGGCUGAUAUAAGAAUUGGAAGGACUACAAUCAGCACUGUUUGAAAGCCUGGAGUGCCUGAGCAGGGGUGUCCUGAAAUACAGGCGCCUAGCUGUUGUAGAACUGCAACUCCUAAGAUGCCCAGCCAGCUUUAAUGAUUACAAAACACAAAGGGAUUUGCAGUUCUGCAUGCUUUUGAGAUGUUGCAGCAUGCUGGGGCUAUGCUAUAGGAGAGUCUCAGGCUGUGAAUGAGUGGCUUAGGCCUAGGUGUAGUUCAUAGAGCACCACCCACAUGUAGUAGCAGCUGUAAUUAGGUGUGACGAUCACAAUAGUGAAUAAUCAUAUGGUUAUUAUUACACAAUGACAAGGGCUUGCAGACCCCACAAGAAAGAAAUCUGGCUGCUAACAAAAUACCAGGAACUGAAUAUUGAGUGUUUCCCCAGAAAGUCAAUGGAUACAUAUUUUCCAUAGCCCUAUAAAAAAAAUUGUAUUUUUCAUAUUCAUGUUAGUGACUUUUUGUGUGAUUUUUAAAGUUGCACUGGAAGUACCAUAAUCACUACAGAGCAGCAUGUGUAGGGAGGUUGUGAGUUACAGGCAUAGGGGGUUGUGGUUAGGACUGCAUAAAGCAAGCGAGAAGUCUGUUAUCAGAGAACUGAGCAGUGAGAUUGGAAGAGCAUGAUGUAUACAUCAAAAUUGCUUUAUUGUGCUAGUGUUGCUUUGGUUCUUAGAUUAUACCUUUUUGAAGAGUUAAAGCAUGCACCAUUAUGGUGACAUGCCAUUUGUGUAACACUGGCUGCUUUGUUUACUUAUUGUACAGCCCAGUGGUAUGCAUUUUCCUUACUGGACUCUUCCAAAUAGUGGUCUGUAGUGGUUAUGGCGCCUCCCCCCGGUGUAAGUAGUCAAAUUAUUUGAGAACAGUUUGGCUUCUUACCUGGGAUCCACAGGGAGCUACGUUCCACCUCUCUUCAGUUUCCAAGAGAGCUGGCCAGAAGCUUCUAUUUUGGUUUUCACAUAAUCUCUUCUGAGCUAAGCCCUAUAAUGCAGGUCCAUCUCAUUGGCUGAUGGCUACUGUGCAUUAAGUGAUAAUGUGAUCUGUGUAAUGUUGGUUGCCUUUGGGGUGAAUAAGUGAUGACUGGUUUCUGAUAGCUUCUGUGGUUUGGACAGAGGAGACGCGUGGUGAUAGUGUGAAUCAAGUGAGUGCAGAUGAGGCAUGGACCAAUUCAGCUAGUUAAAUCUAAGGCAGGGCAUUCUUCAGCACUCCAGAUGUUGUGGACUGCAUAUCCCCGAUGCUUUGUCAGCAUUACAACUAUAAGAGCAUUAUGGGAGAUGUAGUCUCCAGUUGCCUACCACUGCACUAGUGUAAAGUGUGGGUUGGUACCGUAAGAAUGACACAUAUCUAUUUUUGUAUCAAAGUUUUUCUUUGAUAAUGCACGCUUUUAACUCUGCCUGGUUUCUAAACACUACAAGGAAUUGUCAGCCCCUGAGCUCUGUGCAUUGCUUCCAGGUGUCUGUACAAAGUAUUAGAUACCAACAUUGUCUAUUAAAAUCUUCAGUGGUAAUUUCAGAAAAUGAGAUGUGUAUUCCAUGGUGACUUGGCAAGGUUUUUUUUUUUGUUUUGUUUUUUGGUUCCUUCCUUGAACUGGUAUAUUAAUGUGUCCUAACCCCUCUUUUUUUCCCAGAGCUGCUUUCUGAUGUUGUGGCCGAGCGCCCACAAGAAACCGAUGGCAUAGACUCUGUAGUCGUGGUGGAUAAUGUACCGCAGGUUGGUCCUGAUCGCUUGGAGAAACUCAAGAAUGUCAUCAAUAAGAUCUUUUCCAAGUUUGGGAAAAUUACAAAUGAAUUCUAUCCCGAUAGUGAUGGGCUUACUAAGGGGUAAGAUAUGUUGCUUUACGUGAUUUAUUUAUUUUUUCUGUUUGUUACACUACUGACAUCCUUUUUCUUUCUUUAAAGAGGCAUUCUACCAUAACCAUGCAUAUGUUGAAUUGGGUAUUUUUGUUUUGUUAGGUAUAUUUUUCUUGAGUACUCUUUGCCAACUCAAGCGCAGGAAGCCGUGAAGGGAGCCGAUGGCUACAAACUUGACAAGCAACACACGUUUCGCGUGAAUCUCUUCACUGACUUUGAUAAGUGAGUGAAUCCUCCUUCACCUCUAUUUUAAAAUAAAUAAAUUAAAAAAAGCAAAUUAUUCUGACUGUAUUAAUAAUUUCAAUAUUUUUAAACAUUUUUUACUUUUCUAUUACAGAUAUAUGGUCAUUGGUGAUGAGUGGGAUGUUCCUGAGAAGCAGCCUUUUAAAGACUUUGUAAGUGUACAAGUAUGAAAGCUUGGUUCAUACUAGAGUUUCAAGGAUAAAAUUACUGCGGUUUACAUAUCACAGAGUUGACUUGCUGAGUGUUGUACACUUAUGAUCCUAUAAAUUAUGGCUGAAGGUAGAACACAAGACCCAUGAUUUGCCUGCCUGAUAGUCUGAUAAAGCAUAAUGGGAGGUGUAGAUAGACAAAAUGGAUUGCUGAACGGCCUUAUUGGCCUUCCCCUUUUUUAUGUUUAACUCAGUGUGUGUGUGUGUGUGUAUAUAUAUGUAUGUGUGUAUAUAUAUAUAUAUGUGUAUAUAUAUAUGUAUAUAUAUAUAUGUAUAUAUAUAUUUUUUUUUUUUAUACGUGUCAUGCAAGUAUACUGCACAUUAUUGUUGGCUUGAAAGACCUUUUUUUUAUUUUUUUUUAUUUUUUUUUAUUUUUUAUUUUUAAUUUCUUUGCUGCGUGGAUGACGUAGGUCAAAGUUCUAUGGAAUUUUGGCACACUGCUAUGUCAUUGUGUGCCUGCUCCCAACCUGAUAUCCUUUCUGAUCUGUCCUAAUAUAAAAAUAGCCCAGAUCUUAGUGUGUUAGAAGGGGCAUAUGCACAACUGAGACUUUAAAGGGGACACUUAUCUGAAAAUAUCUAAACAUUUCUACCAAUUCAGUCUGUACAAAAUGCAGAAAUGUCUUUUAAAAUGUAAAACACCAGCUUGAUUUGUGAUAUACUUGAGUAAAUUUACAGUUGUAAUCUGUUUGCUAGGGCAACCUACGUUCAUGGCUUGAAGAUGCAGACUGUAGGGAUCAAUUCAGUGUUAUAUUCGAAUCAGGAGACCGAACUACCAUCUUCUGGAAUGAUGUGAAAGAGCCUGUUCCAGUUGAGGAGAGAGCGGUAAGUAAUUUAUUUUAUAAGUGGAAAAUUUCAGGAAACUUUGUAACCUGGUUUUUAUAGUAUACUAUAUGUGAUAUAUGGUGGAAAUCCACGUGCUGUAUUUGUGUGACCAGCCAUCAUAAAGUCUUGUAAUAGGAUUUAUUUGAUUGCAACUACCUUCAAUAGGCAUCUAAAUUCACAAUGCAGUAGUUCAGCAACCUAGUCACAUCUUAAAGGAAUAAAAACACCGCAAGGGUUACCAGGGGAAUUUAAUGAAUAAUAGGCAUAUAACUUGGUAAACCUGUCAUUUAGGGGUGCCAGAUUAUCAGGGAUAUAUGUCUGGUAUAUUUUACUUUGCUUGUGAGGGUUGCACUCAUCCAGUCUCAUUAUUUUAAGUCAAAUUUCCCUAAAGCAAUCGAUUAAUAAGUAGAGGGCACCAGCAUUGUAAGUACAUGUAAUAUAAUUUUAAUGGUUCUAAAAAGCUACAUAUGAGACAAUCAUUUGAAGUGUAACUGCCCUAACUUGCAAGCUAAUAAGGUAUUUUUACUGUUGCUUUGCGUAAUAACAAUAGAAUGUACUCUGGGUCUAGCAAAAUGUCUAUUUACUGUUAGCAAAGAUCUGCUGCUGACAAGUGCCGCUACAAACUAAGGAAUUGUCUUUUGAGUAAUCGAAUUAACUGUACCCAACUCACUUGUCUACAGCGUUGGACGGAAACAUACGUUCGUUGGUCUCCCAGAGGCAACUACCUGGCCACGUUUCACCAGAGAGGGAUUGCUUUGUGGGGAGGGGAGAAAUUCAAGCAAAUACAGAGGUUCAGCCAUCAAGGGGUCCAACUCAUUGACUUCUCACCAUGUGAAAGGUUUGUAUGCUGUGCUAGGAGGGCUCUGUGUGUUUUAUAUUUAGAUGUAUGUAUAAUACAUUGUGUAGAGAUGUUUCCCUGUGCUACUUGUUUAUCUGCCUGUCUAACACCUGCCUUGCCUCCAGAGGUCUUGGCUAAACAGUAUUCCAACUGUUUAUUUGGGUGCUGAAAUCUUAUAAUCUUUUUGUCCUUCAGAUAUCUGGUUACAUUUAGCCCUCUAAUGGACACCGAAGAUGACCCCCAAGCCAUCAUUAUUUGGGACACACUCACAGGGCAAAAGAAGAGAGGAUUCCAUUGUGAAAGCUCUGCACAUUGGCCUAUAUUUAAGUAUGUUACAAUAAUAACAAAUUUCAUGUUUGUUUGUUUUUUGUUUUUCCAUUUCUUGUUUUUAAACAAAAUGUUCAUCUUUCUUCAGGUGGAGUCACGAUGGCAAAUUCUUUGCCCGAAUGACACUAGAUACACUCAGUAUCUAUGAAACUCCAGUGAGUAUAUAGUGUUAAGUAUCUUUACCGUCCUCUGUGGAAAUCAUUUGCGCUAUCCCUUUUGUACAUGCAAUAACAUCUGGUUUGCAAAAUUGAGGAUAAAAUAGCCAAUCUGUGAAUAUCGGAUUUGGGGAAAAAUAAUAUUUCCAGAUCAGCUGUUGUGGCCUAAUUUCUGCCAUUCAGAUGUUAAUUUGCUACAGUUCAGUAUUAAGUGAAUAACCUAGUUUUAGUCCAUUCAUCCCACAAAGUUAUCUAUUGAGUAGCUGUCACCACCCUAUAUUGUUUGUUUUCUUAAUAUUUAAUUUACCUGUUUGUACUUAAGUAUCCCAGUUUAGAAUUUAUGCAAAGUCACCAGGUGGUGACAGAUCUGCUUUAAGCCUCAUUUCAACUUCUAUAAAGAUCUGACACUCAUCGUCUUUAGUCUUUCGUGUAGCCACCAUUUUUUCAUAUUUUAAGCAUAAUGUUGUUAAAUGAUAACUUUGCUAUGAAUAAGUCUAGUUCUCAAUUUUUGGAUGCUUCUUUGACGUGAAACAGUAUUUAUUGGCCAUCUUAUGCAUUUUUUUAUUUUCUUCCUCCAGUCUAUGGGUCUUCUGGAUAAGAAGAGUUUGAAAAUUACUGGAAUAAAGUAAGCAGCUAUUCUAUAAGUUCCAACUAACUUUUUGUACAGUUGUGUUCACAUUUCUAAUUAUGUGACACUUUGGGAUGCUUUUUGUUUUAUUAGGGACUUCUCGUGGUCUCCUGGUGGUAAUAUCAUUGCCUUCUGGGUACCUGAAGAUAAAGAUAUACCUGCCAGAGUGACCUUGAUGCAGCUUCCUUCCAGACAAGAGAUCAGAGUGAGGAAUCUCUUUAAUGUUGUGGAUUGUAAGCUCCACUGGCAAAAGAACGGAGAUUAUCUCUGCGUCAAGGUCGACAGAACACCCAAAGGCACACAGGUAAAAAGCAGCCUGUUUUGUUUUUGUUCUCCUUGGUACAAUAAUGUAGUUAAAACUUGUUUUUGUAUGGAACAUUUUUAGAGAAAUAUUUACUGAUUCCAUCUUUUUGUUAACAGGGCGUAGUAACAAAUUUCGAAAUCUUCAGAAUGAGAGAGAAGCAGGUCCCUGUCGAUGUGGUAGAAAUGAAAGGCAAGUACCUAACUUUGUUGUCUUUGACUGCAAUAUCCAACCAAAUGCUUAAGUAAUUUAAUUUACUUAUUUCUUUGGUAUAUUUGAGUAUUAUUUCAGUUAUCUGUCAAAAUGCUUUUGGAUCCUUUCUACCAGAGUUUGGAACAUAGUUGUUUGCUCUGUAACCUAAAGAAAUUAGCCUUCAUUGUGCUUUAAUGUAGCUAGAAGCUUAAAGAUACUUUUUGCUUAUUUUCUCUGAGUGAACUUAACUUUUCAUGAUUUUCAGCAGUUUAGCUUUUGUUUCAUAAAUGGUUUGUCUUGUUAGAUUGCAUCAUCGCUUUUGCGUGGGAACCAAAUGGAAGCAAGUUUGCUGUACUGCAUGGAGAGGUCCCAAGAAUAUCCGUGUCUUUUUACUAUGUGAAAAACAACGGCAAGAUUGAUCUCAUCAGUAAGGAUUUUUUUGUAACAUUUAUUAAUCCUGUUUAUAUACCAAACUUUUUUUCCCUCUUUGGGGUGCAGAAAGUUUAAUAUUAUUAUUAUUAUUUUUUUUUUUUUUUUUUUUAUCACACCAGAAACUUAUGACAAGCAGCAGGCUAAUUCAAUUUUCUGGAGUCCACAGGGUCAGUUCUUAGUUUUGGCUGGUUUGCGAAGGUAAGCACACUAUUAUAACUGUGUACAGUUGGAUUUGAAAUAAAACCUAGGAAGUGUGAAAGCUUUUAUGUUGCACAAUUAAUCAAAGUGUUCUUAUAUUCCAGCAUGAAUGGUGCUUUAGCCUUUGUGGACACCUCCGACUGCACCAUAAUGAACGUUGCCGAGCACUAUACAGCUUCCGAUGUGGAAUGGGAUCCAACGGGUCGUUACGUAGUGACAUCUGUGUCAUGGUGGAGCCACAAAGUAAGACCUACAAAACUUUGCUUUCUAAAUCUUAUUUCAACUUCCUCAAUUGUUUUACUUAGUCUCAGAAUGUACAUUGAUCCCAGAAUGCUUUGCGUGAUGGUUAGUACUGUCAAUGUGCAAAUUCACAUCCUGUUUGCUGAAGUACGCUUAACCCCUUAAGGACCAAACUUCAGGAAUAAAAGGGAAUCAUGACAUGUCACACAUGUCAUGUGUCCUUAAGGAAAUAACUAAUUUCUAUUACAGUGUAUAGGUUGUGCUAUGCUAAUUUUUUACGAUUAAUUUUUAUGGACUGCUGUGUAAGAUAAGGGAGAGUUAAAUGUCAUUCUAAUUGGACAUUUCAGAGUUCUGUUAUUACAAGCUUUGUUAAAAUACAAUGGCUGGAAAUGAAAGCCAACUCAUUCUUGAGAUGGAAAAUUCUCUUGGAUAUCCCCUCUUUUUAGCUAAGCAUUGCAGAACCCAGUUCUUACUACUUUUUUGCAGCUAAUGCAAUUGUUCCAUCCCCUUUAGCUUCAUUGGUUUCUAUUGCCCAUCCCCAAAUUGAACCUGCCUCCUUGUUUGGUGGGAGGCCAGUGAGAUACAUAGUGUUUUUUUUUAUUUUUUUUAUUAUUAUUAUUAUUAUUUUUACAGGGUUAUUCACUAAUUGAAAAUUCAAAGUAAUUAUCAAAUUUAAGAUAAAAGUAUCUGAAAUUCUAUGUCAGUUUGGCUACUCUGGCCUUAAACUUGAAAUUCACUUUGAAUUCGUAUUUUAGCCAAGAGCCCUGAUAAAUUGACAUUUAGACUUUUUGGUAGUGUCCUAUAAGUUGAAGUUCUAAUCUGUAGAGUAAGUGAUUAGUAGCCCAUGACGUCAACCUAACUCUUGCGAUUUGUGUCAUUAAACCCAGCUCGGAUGGGGGGGGGGUUUACCUGGCUUUAUAUCCACUUAGUAUGCAUGAAUGCUUAUAUGUACGGUUUCUGUUAUGCAGGUCUGAGGUUUGUACUGAAUAACGUUUUGAUUUCUCUCUGUUUAGGUGGAUAAUGCUUAUUGGCUAUGGACCUUCCAGGGCCGUCUGCUUCAGAAGAACAGCAAAGAUAGGUUUUGCCAACUUCUCUGGAGACCAAGACCCCCGACUUUGCUUAACCCAGAUGAAAUAAAAGUAUGCAGUGCUUCUAAUUUUUAUUCAAUCUAGUUUCUUCUGGUUUGAAUAUCAUCCAGCUAAAGGUUGUAUUAAUUGUUGUGUAAAAAUUUUUUUCUAGACAAUCAAAAAGGAUUUGAAGAAAUACUCAAAGAUAUUUGAGCAGAAGGAUCGUCUAAGUCAGUCCAAGGCCUCAAAGGUAAGCAAUCAGUAGUUUUGCACAUUUUUUCCCUACCCCAUUUACUUAUUCUCAGUUAGGUGUUGUAAGGUCAGAACUUUUUUUUUUUUUUUUUUGGUAUACUGCCCUCUAGUGACUUAUGCAAAAUGAAUAGUAUUGUUACGGGCAAAUGCAAAUAUUACAAGUUUUAGAAUGAAAUGUUGUAUUUCUUAAACUGUGUACUUUGUCAUUAAGAGAUAUUGCAAACUGACAAGGUGUUAGAAAUGGAACAUAUUGUUUUUCAUAGAUGUUUCUUUAAGCAAUAACCUCAGUGCAUAAUAUGUAUGCGCCAUUUUGUCCCAGACGAAUUGCAAUAACAAUAAUGCAUAAACAAGCUUCAAGGCUAUUCUACGACACUAUUUAAGACAUUAUAGUGGUAAAUAAGGGAACCACACACGGUUACAGUAUGCUUGUUUUGUUUUCCGAACAGUUUUAACAUUUUGUAUUCUUUGCCUUCUAAAGGAACUUGUGGAACGUAGAAAGACCAUGAUGGAUGAGUAUAAGAGUUAUCGGGAGAUGGCACAGAAGCUUUACUUGGAUCAGAAAGCGGCACGUCUGGAGCUACGAGGUAACAUUUAAUCUGUGCUUCAUUCAAUAGAGAGGUUAUUCCUUUAAUGAGAAUUGGAAUUUCUCUAUACACUGCAUUUGUUGUAUAGCACACAAGGAAGGCGUGGUUAAUUUCCUGUUUAUCUGGGUGUCCCCAUUGUAGCUUAUCAUAGCUGUCGGUCACAGCAUGCAUUCAAACCGUGCUUCCCUGAUAUUCUAAUGAUGCUGCUUUCUUGCAUUUCUAUCUUGUUUAAAUGUUUUUUUCUGUAGUUAUGAACACCUUAUUUGCUGCAGAAAUAGACCUGUAGCAGUCCAAAAUCGGUGGAACUUUUAAUUACGAUCCAUGUACUUUGUCAAAAUAACUUUAUUUAUGAAAGCCUUCAAAUAGGUGUCCUAAUGGAGCAGUGCUAGUGCUAAACUGAUGUCUUGCUUUUCGAUUCAGGCUAUACAUAUGGCUGGAGUUUUUGAGCCCUUAGAGAAUGAUUCUUUAAGGAAAUUAAAUCCGUGUGUUAAUUAUUCUCUUUCCACACUACUAGGGGUGGAUACAGACGAGCUGGACAGCAACAUAGAAGACUGGGAGGAGGAGACAAUUGAGUUCUUUUGUACUGAAGAAAUUUUCCCCCUGGAGGAGUAGUCCCGUAAAUUCUGCGGUGAGUUCCAUAUAGGACAGUAUUUUGAGUGUGUAUAUAUUUUUAUUUUUUGGGAUGGUUUUGAAGUGGUUUUUAUUCUUAUUCAAAGAAAAACUGGAAGAAAGCAUGGUGUGAGUCUUUGUUUUUAACCCACCCUUCCAAAUGCCAAGUGUGCCAACAGUCCAAGUCUUGGCAUGUUUUGUCAGCAAUAGGUAAAAGCAUUGGGGAGUAACUAAAAUCCAAAUAAAGGAUAAGCUGGGUGCUGUGUCCCAUGUUCCUUAGGUGAAAAAAACACACAAUACAGUUGUAACACCAUAUUUAACCGGAGAUGAGUUUGUUUUCACAGUGGCUUUUUCAAGUCUUUCAAAUAGAACUGCAAAUUCAGCCAUUUUGUAACCACAAAUUAGCUUAGUCAAAUGGUUUCCGUAACGUUCUCAAUAGUAAAGCUGUGUGUUUUUGGAAUCUAUAAUUCUAGUUCCAGGGAUAGCUGUAGUGCUAUCCUCCGAACUAGGGAUCACAUUAUCCUUUGUCUGCUUAUAACUGUAAAAGGAUCAAGGGCAAAAUAGUUCAACAGUAGUUGGAGAUUGUUUGUCCUCAAUGAUCUUGUUGAGUUGGAAGGUUUAUGAAUAAAUCUGUUUAUUUUUGAUGACUUAUAUUUUUAUUUGCAUCAUUUUACAGCCUCGUCUCAACUAGCAGUGACCGUUCUUCUCGAUCAGAGUCCAAAAAACCCACCAAAGGUUCUAUUUUAUUCCUUCAUCUGCGACCUUGAAUGGACGUUGCGUGUCUCCUUAAUGAAGUUGUGCCUUUUUAGUCUUCUUUUGAAGAGCUUACAAAAGAGCACUUCUUUUUACUAAUUAUUAACUCUUGUUCCAAGUAUCUCAAACUGAUCCAUCAUUGGCUUCAAAACCAUGAAAUCUAAACACUCCCCAUCGCUGGUUUUUACCCGGCCAAUCCGUGAUGCCCUGGAUUGGUGUUUAGCAGCUCAAGGUGCUCUGGUUCAACUAAUGAAGAAUAGCUUUUUGUACUUCCACACAAAACAGAGAGUGAACUGUUCUGGCUGGCAGAAAAAUAUUAAACCAACAAGUCGACUUUAUGCACAUUUUAGUGUACUGAACCAGCAUUAUAGCGGACUGUAUCCACCUCCAUUCAGAUUGCAACUUUGUGGGAUUAAGAUGGAAUUUAAAGUAAAAAAUAAUGAAAAACAGAAAUCAUGGGUUUGGUGUGUUUUUUUUUUUUAUUUUUUUUA